Hippocampus zosterae (dwarf seahorse) is the source of this 2780-nucleotide messenger RNA. RefSeq names its product thrombomodulin-like. The transcript has a single exon. NCBI's taxonomy places the organism in Eukaryota, Metazoa, Chordata, Actinopteri, Syngnathiformes, Syngnathidae. The coding region runs from base 270 to 1826 and encodes 518 amino acids. Gene Ontology annotation, molecular function: calcium ion binding. The record is from RefSeq and is a predicted model, not a curated record.
GUAUGCGUGUGUGUGUGUGUUAAUGAGCCAGUAUGUUCGUGAUAAGGCAGGGGGAGAGAAGGGGGGGGGGGGUUGAGCAAGCGGACCCACCAGAACUGAACUUCCUUCCUGUGCUGCUGGAACCGGAGAGCGACGAGCUUUUAUAAAUGGACGCUGCACAAUGAGGGGCUUCCAGUCUCGGGGGGAACUUCGCAUCGUCCAACGCGGCCGGCCGUCGUCGUCGUCGUCGUCUCCGUAAUCUCCUUCCGGCAUCGGGGCACAACAGCGUGAUGGCUUUCGUGACGCCGCGCGCGUUGCUUCUUCUCCUCUGCGGGCUCCGGGCAACGGUGGUGUCUCUGCGCGGACAUUGCACAGAAACGCAGUGUUACGCCAUUUUCGUGGAGCAAAAAGACUUUCUGGGAGCGCAGAAAAGCUGCCGAGAUUCCGGUGGUGAUUUGUUGUUAUUCAUCUACGCGCAAGCGCAGAGAGGCUUGCUCGCCGCCGGCUUCAGCGGGAGUUUUUGGUUCGGGACGGCCAGAGACGCCCCGAACUGCACUUCGUGCGCGGUGAGGACGGGAGGCCAGCUGACGAUCGAGACGAGGUCGUGCGACGACGAACUCGGCGGUUACAUCUGCCAGUACCCCAACGCGGACCCCUGCGGCGCCAUCCAUCCCGUCUCGGGAGACGCCGAGGUGACGUACUCGGCGCCGAUGAACUUCGAGGUGGACGCCGCUUCCCUUCGCUUCCCUCGCGGAACGGUGGCGGAGGAGGCCGAGCCGGGCACCUUCUACCCGCUCGCCAAGUAUUUGUGCUUCGAGUCGAGUUGGCUACAAGCUCCGUGGAACUGCGAGGUGAUGGCAGGCGGCUGCGAGGAGCGCUGCAACGCCACCACCGGCUCCUGCGAGUGUUCGGAGAGAGCCGUCCUCCGCGCCAACCUCAUCACCUGCAGCGAGAACCCGUGCGACCGUUGCGCGCACAGAUGCGACGCCGCCACCCGGAAGUGCGCGUGCCGCGCCGGCUACGCGCUGGAGCCGGACGGGAAAACCUGCGCGGACGUGGACGAGUGCGUCCGGCCGGACGUUUGUACAUCGGAGGGAAAGGAAUGCGUGAACACGCUCGGGGGCUACGAGUGCAGGUGCAAAGACGGUUUCGAGGAGGAGGACGGGGACGGGGGCGAUGGCGCGUGCGUGGACGUGAGUAUCUGUGACAAAUGUGAGCACAUGAAGUGCGUCAAGUCCGACGGCGCGUACGCGUGCGCGUGUCGCGAAGGCUUCAGAGUGUCCCCGCUCGACCCCGCCAAGUGCGAGAUGUCCUGCGAUCGGCGGGACUGUCUGGCCAACUGCAUCCCGAAUCCCGAUCUAGAGAAGAAAGACAUGCAUCAGUGCUUCUGCCCCGACGGUUACGUCCAAGACAUCCGCAACAACACCGCCUACUGCACCGACAUCGACGAGUGCAAGAAUCGGAAGCUGUGCGAACACAAGUGCGAAAACCUCUUUGGCAGUUUUGCGUGUUCUUGCGACGAGGGCUACGACUUGUUCGACGACUACAUGUGCGUGAUCCCGGACGAUGAGGGAUGGCGCCCGGCGGAGGCUCCCACGCCGGCCCCGCCGCGUCCGGCCUCGAUGCCGACUUACGUGAAAGCGGGCAGCGCGCUCGGCAUCGCCGUGUUCGUCUCGCUUUGCCUGCUGCUGCUCUACUUGCUGGUGAGGAACUUGGCCAAACGUUGCGGCAGUCUUGAGCUCUCCUCUCUCAAAGGGCCCGACGUGGAUAUCUUCUACCUGCAGCAAGUCACCACGGAGACGUACAAGCGGUUAUCUUUUGACAAAUGGGACUCGCAGAGACUUUAACCGCGAUGGCGAAGACCGGGCAAUGCACGGAGAGACGAAUAACGAACGGCGCUUGGGCAGCCGCCAUUUUGCCCCCCGGCCACCGAGCGAAUCCGCUCGUAUGCUGACAUCAGCUUCAGUCAUCGACAUUUCAAAACCAAACACUGUAUUCGUCAUUCUCUGUCAUCGAUCGACCACAAAAGUGUUUUGAUAUGACGACGACGAUAUUUAUGAAAUCGCUUUAUCGGCUAUGUUGAUCGAUCGUGUUAACGAAAUUACUACUCAGUUGAAUACUUCUGAUAAUCCCUCAAGUUUUAUUUUUAUUUUUUUAAUUUUGUGACCAAUUUUAGCAGCGGUGUAUUUUUAAUUUUUUUUCUUUUUUUUUGCUUGAGCACCGUCGCCUGUUACGUCCGCGCGCAUGCCUGCGACAACGGGAACAUGCUACCAUAGCAACAGAUGACGUAACAGAUGUAAACAGCCAUUGGCGCUCACGAAACGAAAACACUAUUUUGUUGUUCUUUUAAAUGGAAAACGGGAGUUUUGUUUGCCGUGUGGUUGACUGAGUUUCCCUUGAAUGGUCUCGUCUUGGAGUGAGAAAGUCUCUCGAUUGUAUCUUUUAAUCCUGAAUAGUUCAAAUUGAUCAAAUAUUAAAGGUACUAAAAUCGAUCUACACUCGGCACAACGGCAGUCAGUCGAGUUAAGUUCUCCACCGAGGCAUCCGAACCGGUCAAGAAUUUGCCGUCGCUUGUCCAACUCAAAAUUUGGAGAUCCAAUGCGAGCUUGUCAUUAGACAAUGUUUGGGCUGCAUUGAGAAAUUCAGGAAGAAAUCUUACAUUCAAUCCGCAGCACAAUAUCAAGGUCAUAGAAAUGAAACAACUUCCUCUUUAAAAAAAUAAAUUAUCAUCUCAUGCAACCCAAUUCGACAUCUUUGUUGUCGGCUAAGGCACAAAUUUUGAAGAAGCUAUUUUUGGAUGA